This is a messenger RNA of Cylicocyclus nassatus, 543 nucleotides long. NCBI's taxonomy places the organism in Eukaryota, Metazoa, Nematoda, Chromadorea, Rhabditida, Strongylidae. The record is from the annotation of a GenBank genome assembly.
AUGUCCAAGGAGUAUUCCCCUUCAGAACUGAUAGAAAUGAUCACCAUCCUUGUUCUUUUAUUUCAAUUUUCGGCCUACAACCUUACAUGGGAAUGUAUCAUCGAAAGCUGUGGACGGAGAUGUUGGCUUUGGACAUCCAUGGAACCUUUGACUAUGAAGAUGAUGUGGUCAAAAACCGGUGAAAGUCUCAAAACAACCAUUCUCUCGCGUGAAUCAGGGGAUUUAGCCAAAGAGCUCUAUCGAAGAUUCCAACAUUCGUUGCCGCCGAACCGACUGGAAACCGUUUUUAACAUCACGAAGAGCGCCGUUGGAGUCAUUGUCAACAAGCGUGUACGAGGACGAAUCAUCCCCAAGUGCAUCAACAUCCGAGUGGAACAUGUCAAGCCCUCCACCUGCAGACAAGACUUCUUGAACCGCGUAAAGGCUAACGAUGAGAAGAAAAAAGCACCUAAAGCAGCCGUACUCGCCGAUUUCGUGAACGGAAACAUUUUUGGACCCUCACCCCGCCCCCCACCCUUCCUAGCUGCCGAUGCAAAUCAUUGA